AGCAAGUAGCAAAUUCAGCAUUUACAUUCCAAUCCCCACAUGGCUAUGGCAGUGUCAAAGCUAUUGUUCCUUUCCGUACAAGUUGUUUUUCUGUUGUCCUUGCAUUCUUGCUCUCCUCUAGUAGCCAACUUUGUGCAAGGCGGGAACGAGACCGACCGUCUAGCCUUGCUUGCAUUCAAGGCUGCAAUAACCAGUGAUCCCUUCGGAGCUUUGAACUCAUGGAAUGAAUCCAUCCACUUUUGUCACUGGGUUGGCGUGACAUGUGGCCGCCGACACCAUAGGGCCAUCGUGUUGAGGCUUGAACAUCAGGAGCUCACAGGGUCUGUCUGCCCUCAUGUCGGAAACUUGACCUUUCUCAAGGAACUAUGGCUGCGGAACAAUAGCUUGAGUCGUGAAAUUCCACCAGAACUGGGACGCUUGCGAAGACUAAAAAUAUUGGCUUUAGCCAAUAACUCAAUUACUGGUGAAAUUCCAUCCAGUAUAUCUGGUUGCUCUAACCUUGUUGCCCUUGAACUCUCUGGCAAUAAGCUGGCUGGGAAAAUUCCUUCAGAGCUCGGUUCUUUCAUUAAGCUCAAGAGAUUGUACAUUGAAAGAAACAACAUAACAGGAGGUCUGCCUUCUACUCUUGGGAAUCUAUCAUCUCUUACAUAUCUUUUUGCUCAUUUGAAUGGUAUUACUGGAAAUAUACCAGAUACUCUCGGUGGGUGUAAGAAAUUGGAAAUUCUCAGUUUAGGGGUGAACAAGUUGGUCGGUACCUUUCCUUUCUCGAUCUAUAAUCUCUCUUCUAUUGGAGAACUCAAUUUACCGUUUAACCAAAUCGAAGGCAGCCUUCCCUCAGACAUAGGAAUCACUCUUCCAAAUCUUCAGCGCCUAGUUCUUGCUGAAAACUUGUUCACUGGUUAUAUUCCUAUUUCAGUAUCCAAUGCCACCAAACUAAAUGGCCUUUACUUGGGAGGAAAUAGCUUUAAAGGAAAAGUCCCUCUUUUCGAAAAGCUGCGUGAUCUUGAGAGGAUAGAAUUAGAAGAAAAUCAUCUAGGAACAGGGGAAGUGGAUGACCUGAGCUUUCUAAACUCAUUGACAAAUGCUACCAAGUUGCACGAUCUGACUAUGGGCGACAAUAACUUUGGAGGAGUGUUGCCUGAAUCAAUUAGCAACUUUUCCACACAUCUUAGUAGACUAGGUUUGUAUAAUAACAAAAUUGGCGGGACCAUGCCAGCCGGGAUAGGGAAUCUUAUCAAUUUGCAGGCUUUUUCCAUGUUCAAUAACCGUUUAAGCGGCAACAUUCCUGCAGAUAUUGGGAAGCUUCAAAUGCUACUGAUAUUGGAUCUCGGUGGUAACAAUUUCUAUGGGGAGAUCCCAUCAUCUCUUGCGAAUUUAACUUCUUUAAAUCAACUUGGUUUGUAUCAAAAUAAGCUCCAAAGCAGCAUCCCUUCAAGUCUGGGGAAAUGUCAAUUAUUGCAGCUACUAUAUCUUGAACAAAAUAACCUUAGUGGUAUCAUACCCAAAGAAGUUAUCAGCAUCUCAUCGUUGUUGGAACUUGAUAUAUCUUACAACAACUUGGCUGGUAACCUUCCAGUAGAAGUAGGAAAUUUAAAAAACCUAGAAGAAUUUGAUGCUACUGAGAACACACUGUCCGAUAUAAUUCCAAGCACUCUCGGUAGCUGUGUCACACUAAGAUUACUGAACCUUGGAGGCAACAAAUUCUGGGGAAACCUUCCGGCAACCUUAGCUAAUUUGAGAGGUGUGGAAGAAUUAAAUCUCUCUCACAACAAUUUCUCAGGACGAAUACCAGAGUACUUGGAUGGCUUCAUCUUUUUAAACAUAUUAGACCUGUCAUUCAAUGAUUUUGAGGGUGCAGUACUGGAAAGAGGUGUAUUUAAGAAUGCAACCGCCAUUUCUGUUGAAGGAAACAACAAGCUUUGUGGGGGCAUAGCUGAAUUGCAACUGCGCAGUUGCAACUCUAAAAGGUUUAGAAGGAAAGGAUUCACUCUAACUGGGAAAUUAAUACUCUCGGUAUCAUUUGGGCUUCUUGGACUACUUGUGAUGCUGGGUGUUCUUUAUCUUUGUUGGUCUAGGAAGACCAAAAAAGUACCCCCAUUCCAAAUUUUUGGAAAUUCAUUUCCGCAAUUGUCCUACCAAAGUUUGCUUAGAGCUACUGAUGGGUUCUCCCUUUCCAACUUAAUUGGAAUGGGUAGUUUUGGUUCUGUUUAUAAAGGAAUUCUUGAUCAAAGUGGAAAAGUUGUUGCAGUGAAGGUUCUAAACCUUCAAUUCCGUGGUGCCUCAAAGAGUUUCAUAGCCGAGUGUAAAGCCAUGAAGAGAAUCAAACAUCGAAAUCUCGUAGGAAUUCUUACAGCAUGUUCGAGUAUCGACUAUCAAGGUAAUGAUUUCAAAGCCCUUGUUUAUGAGUUCAUGGUCAAUGGGAGCCUACACGAGUGGUUGCAUCCAAAUGGGAAUGGAGAGGGCGUACCCGAGGAGCUAAGGAGUUUAAACUUGCUGCAGAGGCUUCAUAUUGCAAUUGAUGUUGCUUCUGCUCUUGAUUAUCUUCACCAUCAUUGCUGGGAACCAAUAGUUCACUGUGAUUUGAAGCCGAGCAAUGUUCUUUUGGACAAUGAAAUGACUGCGCGUGUAGCUGAUUUUGGUUUAGCAAGAUUCCUUCUCAAAGUCACCAAUGCGUCUUUUGCAAAUCAAUCAAGUUCCAUUGGCAUGAUAGGAUCUGUUGGUUAUGCUCCUCCAGAGUAUGGCAUGGGAAAUGAGGUUUCAACGUCCGGAGACGUGUAUAGCUAUGGCAUCCUUUUGUUGGAGAUGGUCCUUGGGAAGAGACCGACUGAUAGCAUGUUUACCGGUAGUCUGACUCUCCACAACUUUGCUAAGACAGCCCUGCCUGAACUUGUGGAGAGCAUUUUCGACCAAACAUUGAUUCCACAAGAUCAAAUGGGGGAGGCAAGCACAAGUAUUAGCAGCAUUCGGAAUCAUAGCUCUCUGAGCAGUCACAAAAUGCAAGAGUGCUUGAUUUCACUACUUCAAGUUGGAAUCGCCUGUUCACAAGAACAAGCAACAGAUCGGCCGGACAUCGACGAGGUUCUCACUGGUUUGCAUAAGACAAAGAACAUUCUUCUUGGAACUUAAGUAAGUGGAGGUUUCUCAGGUGUAAUCAGUAUUUAAGAUGCUUCUCGGCGCAACAGCUAUGUGAUGCUUCAUAUUGCUUCUGCUUUUUGCUGGGGACCUUAUCGCAGUAUAUAGUACGCUGUAAUUUCCCGUUCUGCUUCUUAUACGUUUUUAGUUUGUCUAAGUUUGCAACUUUCCAGAAUAAAUGUACCUUAAUAAGGCUAUGGCUAGCUGUGAAGGUCCAUUCUCAACUCUUAUAAGUUCUGUUGUUUGAGUACAAUAUGGAUUGCACGGUUUGCUCAUACCAUUCAGCAUAUGUUAUGCUACUGUAAAUAGUGUUAUCUUAAUGUGCUAUUGCAUGUAGUCUUUCCGUUAGGUGGUUUAUGGAACAGAGGGAAAGGAUACUGAGCAAGCUGUGAUAUGGCGAAUGGUAGGUCAAACAGAUUAUAGAAGGGAGGAAAAGAAUUGCAGCAAACCCCAAAAACUAUGCCAAAGAUCGAGGCCUACAUUACUUACUUGAGUACUUUUAUACGUCGCAUUCAG
Molecule: messenger RNA, 3648 nt
Organism: Rhododendron vialii
Lineage: Eukaryota; Viridiplantae; Streptophyta; Magnoliopsida; Ericales; Ericaceae
Product: probable LRR receptor-like serine/threonine-protein kinase At3g47570
Exons: 3
Coding region: 40-3126 (1028 amino acids)
Biological process (GO): protein phosphorylation
Molecular function (GO): protein binding; protein kinase activity; ATP binding
Source: RefSeq, a predicted model, not a curated record